CUGUACAACUUUUAUUUUGAAGAAAAAAGUUGAGCCUCAGAACGGGCUGUUUUAAAGACAGGGAGGGACUUAGCUUUUCCGAGCUUGACCAGCAUGUGGAAGGAGUGCUCUCAUGGCUGCAAUAACCUAGGGAGCUCCUACCUGGGUGCCACGGGGGUAGGAAGGUUUCUGUUUGUUUUGUUCUGUUUCUGAGGGUCCUGUGCACUUCUCUUGUCCAUGUCAACGUGACUCGGUGUUUUUGCACACCCUGCUCUGUGGGGGAGUGCCCCAACGUGCCUGUCUUAUGUGGCCUCUAUGGACACACUGCUCAGCUGGCAGAGAGCAGGGAAGUUUUCUCGAGCACCCAAAAAGAGAAAGAGAAAACUACUUUUUCCCUCUGGGCUCCUUGCAGCACAAUAGAUCAGGAUAAGCUUCCACAUUCUCUCCCUGGAUUUCUGGAGUGGUUUCCAGGAACAAGUUAAACUUUCACCUUUAAAUGGAUGACCAUGUCACAAUCAGGAGGAAACAUCUCCAAAGACCCAUCUUUAGACUAAGAUGCUUAGUGAAGCAGCUGGAAAAAGGUGAUGUUAACAUCGUAGACUUAAAGAAGAAUAUUGAAUAUGCAGCAUCUGUGCUGGAAGCAGUUUAUAUCGAUGAAACAAGAAGACUGCUGGAUACUGAUGAUGAGCUCAGUGACAUUCAGUCGGAUUCGGUCCCAUCGGAAGUCCGGGACUGGUUGGCUUCCACCUUUACACGGAAAAUGGGGAUGAUGAAAAAGAAAUCUGAGGAAAAACCAAGAUUUCGGAGCAUUGUGCAUGCUGUUCAAGCUGGAAUUUUUGUGGAAAGAAUGUACAGAAAAUCCUAUCACAUGGUUGGGUUGGCAUAUCCAGAAGCUGUCAUAGUAACAUUAAAGGAUGUUGAUAAAUGGUCUUUUGAUGUAUUUGCCUUGAAUGAAGCAAGUGGAGAACAUAGUCUGAAGUUUAUGAUUUAUGAACUAUUUACCAGAUAUGAUCUUAUCAACCGUUUCAAGAUUCCUGUUUCUUGCCUAAUUGCCUUUGCAGAAGCUUUAGAAGUUGGUUACAGCAAGUACAAAAAUCCAUAUCACAAUUUGAUUCAUGCAGCUGAUGUCACUCAAACUGUGCAUUACAUAAUGCUUCAUACAGGUAUCAUGCACUGGCUCACUGAACUGGAAAUUUUAGCAAUGGUCUUUGCCGCUGCCAUUCAUGAUUAUGAGCAUACGGGAACUACAAACAAUUUUCAUAUUCAGACAAGGUCAGAUGUUGCCAUUUUGUAUAAUGAUCGCUCCGUCCUUGAAAAUCACCAUGUGAGUGCAGCUUAUCGACUUAUGCAAGAAGAAGAAAUGAAUGUCCUGGUAAAUUUAUCCAAAGAUGACUGGAGGGAUCUUCGGAACCUAGUGAUUGAAAUGGUUUUGUCUACAGACAUGUCGGGUCACUUCCAGCAAAUUAAAAAUAUAAGAAACAGUUUGCAGCAGCCUGAAGGGCUUGACAAAGCCAAAACCAUGUCCCUGAUUCUCCAUGCAGCAGACAUCAGUCACCCAGCCAAAUCCUGGCAGCUGCACCACCGAUGGACCAUGGCCCUGAUGGAGGAGUUCUUCCUACAGGGAGAUAAAGAAGCUGAAUUAGGGCUUCCAUUUUCCCCACUUUGUGAUCGGAAGUCAACGAUGGUGGCCCAGUCCCAAAUAGGUUUCAUUGAUUUCAUAGUAGAGCCAACAUUUUCUCUUCUGACAGACUCAACAGAGAAAAUUAUUAUUCCUCUUAUAGAGGAAGACUCAAAAACCAAAACUCCUUCCUAUGGAGCAAGCAGACGAUCAAAUAUGAAAGGCACCGUGAAUGAUGGAACCUAUUCCCCAGACUACUCCCUUGCAAGCGUGGACCUGAAGAGCUUCAAAAACAACCUGGUGGACAUCAUCCAGCAGAACAAAGAGAGGUGGAAAGAGUUAGCUGCUCAAGGUGAGCCUGAUCUUCAUAAGAACUCAGAAGAUCUAGUAAGUGCCGAAGAAAAACAUGCUGAGACACCUUCAUAGGUUUGAAACAACUUAAAGGCUUCUGUCAUUUUAAACAUGAGAGGAUAAUGAGAACAGCACUAAAAUAUCCUAAAUCCUCAAUUUUCCACAAACCUAUAUUCUCCUCUUUCAACACACACUGGGAAACAGGCCAUUUUAUGGACUCAUAUAAGAGAAGAACAUAAAUUCUGAACUAGUAAUUCUAACCAAAUAAAUACACUCAAAGUUGCUACCAGAGAUUUUGGCCAGUGCUUCUGCCAUUGCUCUUCCUCCACAAUUUGGCCUUCUUCAAUCAAGCCAGAGAAAUUUUUAAGACAAAAGUUGGACAGUUUUAAUUUUUCAUCAGUUUGAACCCAGUUAUUGCAUAGGCAACUAUGCAAUAUGUGUGCAGAAGAUGAGGCAUUUUAAAAUUUUACUUUCUUGCUUUGUUUUAUACAGAGUGGUGUAACUACAGUAAAUUUUUCAAGAUGUUAAGUAAAAAGAAAGCAAAAACAAAAUUAUAGAAAAAUAUUUUUUGCAGCUCUGAGGCUAUUUAGAUUGUCCUUGUUAUUUUAAAUACAUGGGAACAAAGUGAGAGCCGGGGCUGCUCAGAAGCUGUGGUUGAAGUCCUAUGACAACAAUGGAGCAUCAGAGCCCUGGCUCUGUGACCUGAUGAACUCUUCAUUGUAACUCUCAAGCUGGGAAACCACAGUGAAACCUGCCCCUGAAAGCAGUGGACCAGCCUGCAUCCAUCCCUGUGAUUUCAAAGCACUAAUGCAUCACCUACAUGGGUGUCAUCACAAUGCAAGUCACACAUUACCUACGAUCCAAGAUGACAAGAACCUCCAGCCAUUGUUGGAGACAGACACUAGAACUGAGAAUGGAAUUUGCCUUCUGGGGUGUUGAUCCCAUCAGGAUGUAACAAAAUAUACCACAGGCCAAGGGAUAAGUGACAAGAAAUGUGUGUGCGUGCGUGUCUGUGUGUGUAUUCAAAAAUGUCUAUGAAAAUGGAAUCCCACACUUUUCUGUACAGAUAAUGUUAUUUGACGUGAGUUUAUAAUUUUACCACACAGAAACAAACUGCAACCCUUGGAGACUCUGCUUCCUUGUCAUGUUUUGCCUGAGCAUGUGCAGAGCCUUGCCUUUGCUCCAAACUGAAGAGCUACCUUUAUUUGUUAUUAGCUGACAAGAAAGGUCAAGCACAAGUAGGUGUUGUAACUUUUCACUGUACAAACUCUUCAAUGAUUGUGAGACUAAACAAAUUUGUCUUUGUGAAUGGUAGAAUUGGGUGGAAAAAAUCAAGGGUAGCCAUCAAUUAAAGAAUAAAGUGAAGGUGGGUUGUCCAUCCUAAUGAGUUUUCUGUUGCACAUGCUUCUUCCCUGGGUUCCACAAUGCUAAGCAAUAUUUUAGAAAUGGAUGCAAUCACAAGCUUUUAAGUCUAAGUAGUGGGAUUUUAUAACUCACAACUUAGAUCUCUUUUCAUGUGUAAGCCAUAUUCUAUAUGCAUAUUAGGUAUGCAUUU
Messenger RNA from Eubalaena glacialis (North Atlantic right whale), 3503 nucleotides. It is a transcript of the gene PDE1A, whose product is annotated as phosphodiesterase 1A. Bases 476 to 2023 code for a protein of 515 amino acids. Gene Ontology annotation, molecular function: 3',5'-cyclic-nucleotide phosphodiesterase activity. Gene Ontology annotation, biological process: signal transduction. The record is from RefSeq and is a predicted model, not a curated record. The transcript is spliced from 15 exons. Lineage: Eukaryota; Metazoa; Chordata; Mammalia; Artiodactyla; Balaenidae.